CGAAAAGUGAUAAAUAAAGUCCACAUACUCUGCACUUGGUGUCCAUCUGUAUUGUCAGCAGAAAUACAGACAGAGCGGUACCUCCGCCUCUUCUUCCCCGGUCAUCACUCACUUCCCACACAACACCAAGAUCUCUCAGAUUUUGGUUUCUGUUUGUUGAUGGAGCCCUACCAUGAAGUUUCAGAAAUGCCAGAGCAGAUUAUACUACGCUGGGACACUGCCGCGCCGGAUGAAGUGAAGGAUAACAUGAUUUUUGACUCCGACAGGGAAGAGAUCGAUCGAUACUUGCGGGCCGUCGAUGAAAUCCAGAGGUCGAUGUCGUCGGCUUCGAUAUUGGACGAUCAGAACAAAGUCGAUUCCACUAUGCAGAUUGCCAUGGCCAGGCUUGAGGAUGAGUUCCGUCACAUUCUGUCCACUCAUACCAUUCCGAUCGAGGUCGAGUCGCUUACUGAUCCGUCUCCAUCUGCUUGCUCCAUGUCCAGUUGUACGAGUGGUGUCUUCGAGGACGUGAACGACGACGAAGCGGAUUCGCAGGAAGUUCACCUCGAUUUAAGUGGUAGUCCAAGUUUUGGGUCAAGUGGACGAUCGAGCUAUCGGAGGACGAGCAGUAUUCGUGAAAUUGAUCUGAUACCUUCGGAGGCGAUUAUCGAUCUACGGAGUAUUGCUGAGAGGAUGAUAGCGGCAGGGUACCUGCGCGAGUGCAUCCAAGUCUAUGGCAGUGUGCGAAAGUCCACAUUCGACUCCAGCUUCAAACGCCUCGGAAUUGAGAAACUGAGCAUUGGAGAUAUCCAGAGGUUGGAUUGGAACGAGCUGGUGACGAAGAUCAGAAGGUGGAUCAGAGCGGCAAAGAUUUCCGUUAGGAAUCUGUUUUCCAGCGAGAAGAGGCUCUGCCAGCAAAUCUUCUAUGGCAUAGGGACCGCCAUAGAGGAUGCUUGUUUCAUGGAGACUGUUAAAGGUCCUGUGACUCAAUUGUUCAAUUUCGCCGAAGCGAUCAGUAUUAGCCGCAGAUCGCCGGAGAAGCUGUUCAAGAUUCUAGACCUCCAUGAUGCCUUAACAGAUUUGAUACCUGACAUUGAUGUUAUAUUCGAAUCAAAAUCGGCGGAAUAUAUUCGGAUUCAGGCGGCGGAGAUAUUGUCGCGGCUGGGGGAGGCCGUCAGAGGAACUUUAUCGGAGUUUGAAAACGCGGUGCUGCGAGAGCCGUCGCUGCAUCCGGUGCUGGGCGGGACGGUUCAUCCGUUGACAAGGUAUGUAAUGAACUAUGUGAGUCUGAUUUCCGAAUACCAAGUGGCCUUAGAGGAGCUCAUCGUGUCCAAACCGUCGACGGGCUCGAGGAACUCGGCAGAUAUGGAUGAGUUUUCGGAGGUAGAGGGGAAAACCCCGCUAGCGCUCCAUCUGAUAUGGAGCAUCGUGAUUCUGCAGUUGAAUUUGGAGGGAAAAUCCAGGCAGUACAAAGACCCUUGUCUAGCUCAUUUCUUUAUCAUGAACAACGUUCAUUACAUUGUUGAGAAGAUAAGAGGAUCCCCGAAAUUGCGAGACAUGAUUGGAGAGGUUUAUCUGAAAAGGAUGACCGGGAAGUAUCGACAGGCGGCGACAAACUACGAGCGAACAACGUGGGUGAAUGUGGUGUACUGCCUGCGGAACGAAGGGUUGAAUGCGGGGGGAAGCUUGUCUUCAGCCCCCUCAAAGAGCGCUAUUAGAGAGAGAAUGAAGAGUUUCAACGCCAUGUUUGAGGAGGUUCACAGGACGCAGUCGGCAUGGUUGAUCCCAGAUCCUCUGCUGAAGGAGGAGCUUCGCAUAUCCAUAACCGAGAAGUUGAUCCCGGCUUACAGGUCGUUUCUUGGCCUCCAUGGUCACCACAUAGAGAGUGGAAGGCACCCAGAAAAUUACAUCAAGUACUCGGUUGAGGAACUGGAAAAUGGCAUCCUGGAUUUCUUUGAGGGUUGCUCGGUACCCCAUAACUUGAGAAGGAGAUCUCACUGAAAAACAUGAAACUAAAAUUCUUUCAAUUUUUGGGGGAGUUUUUGAGGUCAUAUGGUGGUUGCCUCCUUUAUCAUGCUUCUAAUAUUGGGCAACUGAUCUGCUCUGCUUUAGCUUUCCAACUGACCCUGAAUUCCCCUUCCUUGUAAGCAUUUUUUCUAAAUUAUUUUGUUCAUUUCUUAUUAUUUAUUUUGCUGGCUGCCUCCUCCUAAGCAUCUAAGUCUUUUCCAGUUCAGCAUUUUUCCUCUUUUCCAAACAAUUUUAGAUGUCUAUCUCAUAUGCGUUUGUAUUUAAUUGACGAAGAAGCUUUGAAAGCCUUCAGAAAUAGCAAAUAAAGAGAAUUUAGUUCUCAUUUUCACUUCUAAGUAUAUUACUUAGAGCCCAAUGUGGCCCAGAGAGCCCAAUGUGGAACACGUACUCAUACUACACUGUGGAGUUGCCUAGUUUAGAUUGUGAACCUGCAGAAGCCCAAUAUGAUAUGAAUAUUGAAUACCUUUUCUUCCAAAGAAGAACAAAACCGAGUGUUGUUUUCUUGGCGACAAAGCUUCGGCUUUCUUUACAUCGCUCCUCCUGUUUACACACAUUUCACUCGAGCAAGAAGAAUCGGAAGAGGUGAAGCGGAGGUGGAUACGAUCGUCACAUCACAAUUUUCUCACCCGAAGCUCGUCUUUUUCAAGUUGAAUAUGCAUUUAAGGCUGUCAAGGCUGCUGGAAUUACUUCUAUUGGCGUUCGCGGUAAAGAUUCAGUUUGUGUUGUGACCAAAACAAGGUUCCGGACAAGCUUCUGGAUCAAUCAAGUGUCUCACAUCUUUUCCCUAUCACAAAGUACCUAGGGUUGUUAGCAACAGGCGUGACAGCUGAUGCCAGAACAUUGGUUCAGCAAGCAAGGAAUGAAGCAGCCGAGAUUCGUUUUAGAUAUGGAUAUGAGAUGCCGGUGGAUGUAUUAGCUAAAUGGUACCAUAUUUAUUUCAUACAAUACUAUGCAAUUAUGAUUUUAAUUAUAUACCGCACAAGUAAAAAAUCUGUUUUAUCAUAUGAACUCUGGAUUGUAGAGCAAAGAAUAGCUCCACAUGUUGCUUAUUGACCUUACUUUAUCGUUGUAUAUUCCAUAACUUUGUUCUGGAUAUUGUUCAAAUCAAUUUGAUUUAUAACUU
Messenger RNA from Cucurbita moschata (crookneck pumpkin), 3130 nucleotides. RefSeq names its product exocyst complex component EXO70A1-like. Gene Ontology annotation, molecular function: phosphatidylinositol-4,5-bisphosphate binding. The record is from RefSeq and is a predicted model, not a curated record. Bases 160 to 1980 code for a protein of 606 amino acids. NCBI's taxonomy places the organism in Eukaryota, Viridiplantae, Streptophyta, Magnoliopsida, Cucurbitales, Cucurbitaceae. The transcript has 4 exons. Gene Ontology annotation, biological process: exocytosis. Gene Ontology annotation, cellular component: exocyst.